GCUUUUUCCCCUGGUAAAACAUUUAUCAAAAUGAACCAAGGCUAUAGGCAAUCUUAGUCUUAAAAGCCUUAAUGAUAGUUCUUCCCAUUAAAGAUUUCAUGAUCAGCAUUCAUAAUUACUGAGACAGCAAACUGCAAGGAAAAAUGGCUGGGCCAAAACUACAUAUCAUUACUCUGACUAAGCGAGAGGGACAGGGCUAUGGCUUCUACCUCCGAGUGGAGCACGGCGAAGAUGGUCAACUGAUCAGAGCCCUGGAGAUGGGCGGUGUGGCUGAACUGGCUGGUCUGAAGGAUGGAGACCGCAUAAUCAGAGUCAAUGGAACAUUUGUGGACAGUUUGGAGCAUAGUCAGGUUGCAGAUUUGGUGAGAAAGAGUGGGAUGAGUGUCACAUUGCACGUCCUUGGAGAAGAGGCAUAUAAGAUGGCCAAAGCCAACGGUGUGAAUCUUGCUGACCCUCAUUCUCAGUCGGUUCAGAACCAGCCCACCAUGAAUGGAGUGUCUGCACCAGCCGCGAAAGCCAAACUUUGUUAUCUGGCAAAAAACAGCAGUGGAUUUGGUUUCUCCUUAAAGUCUACCAAAGGUACUCAAGGCAUAUUCAUGACAGACGUGGUGUCUGGAGGAAUAGCUGAUCAGGCCGGUGUGAAGCUGAGUGAUCGUAUACUGGAGAUAAACAGUGAAAAUGUGGAGAAUCUCUCACAUGAUCAGAUUGUGCAAAAGGUGAAAGCAGCCGGGGACAAACUGAUGCUUCUGUUGGUGGAUGAGGACACUGACAAAUUCUUCAAGAGCAAAGGCAUUCGACCAAGUAUGGCUCAUGCCACAGUCAGGCACCUCCCACAUAAGCCACGCAUUGCAGACAUGACUAAGAGAGCAGAUGGUUAUGGUUUUAUCCUGAAGGAAGAUCCUAACCGUGCAGGUCAUUACAUUGGAGAAAUAGACAAAGGAAGUCCUGCGGACCGAGCAGGACUGAAGAAUAUGGACAGACUAGUGGCUGUAAAUGGACAGGAAAUAGAUAACUGCAGGCAUGAACAGGUGGUGGAAAAAAUAUCUCAACAAGGAAACAAGUGCUCCCUCCUGGUGCUGGAUGCUGAAACAGAGAAAAUUUACAAAUUGGGUGGUGUUUCUCCACUUCUCUACUGGAAGGAAAUGAGAGGAUCCCCGCCCAGCUAUGCUGCGCAUGAAGCUGAAGCUAUACCUGCUCCAGCAGUACCUGCCCCAGCAGAUGUGGACCACAAACCCAAACUGUGCCGGCUGGAGAAGACCGCUGCUGGAUUUGGUUUCCAUCUCAAUGGCAUCCUUGGAGUUAACGGACAGUACAUCAAAGAGGUGGUGAAAGGUGGAGCAGCAGACAGAGCUGGACUGGAGGAUGAUGACAUUGUUGUGGAGGUGAAUGGGAUGAAUGUGGAAAUGAGCACACAUGAGGAAGUUGUUAACCUCAUCUGCAAGAGCGGGGACACGCUAGUCCUCCUAGUGGCUGAAAGGACAGCCUAUGAGCACCUGAAAGCACAGGGAAUCGCCAUCACCCCUCAGCUGCUGAAUAAAGAGCCCUCAGCUGAUGUUCCAGAACCAGCUUAUGCACAGGAUGAUGAGAGGAAAGAUACAGAAAGGGACAACGAAAGACCGGCCACUCCACCUGCUCAAACCCGGUCAAGGUCAUCGUCGUCUUCAUCCUCUUCGUCACCAUCAUCUUCAGCAUCAGAUGCUAGUGAGGACGAAAAACUCUGAACUAAAAGAUACUUCCAAUACUGUGAUUUAGGGACAGUGACACUCACCUGAUCAAGUACUGUACAAUCUGUUAAGAGGGGAAAAGCCUCUUUGAACAAAAGACUGUAAGACCACUGAUCAAUGUGAAAUUACAAGGCCAUUAGUGACAAUGAUUAUUUCUGCACUGCUUUCAUUGGGAACUACAACAACAACAAUCUAUUUGAACUGGAUUUAUUAUGCUUGUGAUGCAUGAAAUAACAAAUAAAAAAGACAAAUUGUUAGGGUCUUUCAGGAAAUGCAUACUUCUUGAUAUAUAAUUUAUUCUACAGAAUAGUUUGUCAUUUUCUCAUGGAUGCCUUUUGAAUAAAAUCUCUUUAUUUGGUGUGUCAAAUGUGAAAACCAUUCUUA
Carassius carassius (crucian carp) is the source of this 2108-nucleotide messenger RNA. Its product is annotated as Na(+)/H(+) exchange regulatory cofactor NHE-RF3-like. Gene Ontology annotation, cellular component: apical plasma membrane. NCBI's taxonomy places the organism in Eukaryota, Metazoa, Chordata, Actinopteri, Cypriniformes, Cyprinidae. The record is from RefSeq and is a predicted model, not a curated record. Bases 144 to 1721 code for a protein of 525 amino acids. The transcript is spliced from 9 exons. Gene Ontology annotation, molecular function: signaling receptor binding; protein-membrane adaptor activity. Gene Ontology annotation, biological process: proteolysis; protein localization to plasma membrane.